CUAAAUAUUUACCCAGUCUUUCUUCUCGGAGCUCUCGUCUGAAACACUUCAUUGGUAAACUAACUCUCAUAAUGUCUACCAGCAGUUUUAAGAUUUUAGUCAAAAAUGCAAAACAAGUGGUCGUAGUUUGUAGAAAUGGUGAAAAGUACCUUACCAAAAAUGGGAUGCAGACCCUGGCUAUCAUUGAGAAUGGCAGUGUGGUGAUUGGACAUGAUGGCCUAAUUAAAGCUGUUGGACCAGCAGAUAUUAUUGAGUCUCAAUUCAAAGGAACAAAAUUUGACCAAAUCCUGGAUGUCUCUGGCAUGUGUGUUCUUCCAGGUCUGGUUGAUGCCCAUACACAUCCAGUGUGGGCUGGAGACCGAGUGCACGAGUUUGCCAUGAAGCUGGCUGGAGCCACAUAUAUGGAGGUGCAUGAAGCAGGAGGUGGAAUUCAUUUUACAGUGGCACACACUCGCACGGCAACCGAACAGCAUCUGUUAGAGGGGCUAAAAAGCCGUCUGGAACGGAUGCUGAGAGCUGGAACUACGCUGGUGGAGUGUAAGAGUGGCUAUGGACUGGAGCUGGACACAGAACUAAAGAUGCUGAGGGUGAUCAACUCGGCGAGGAAGUCCUUGUCAAUCGGGAUAUCAGCAACAUACUGUGGAGCCCACGCAGUACCCAAAAAUAAAACGAUGGAAGAAGCCACACAGGACAUUGUGGCAGUGCAGCUGCCUGCCAUAAAAAAACUAAUCGAUUCAGGUGAACUGCGAGUGGACAACAUCGACGUAUUCUGUGAGAAAGGUGUGUUCGAUUUGAGCUCCACACGUCGCAUACUGAAGGAAGGCAAAGAUAUGGGCCUCAACAUCAACUUUCACGGAGAUGAGCUCCAUCCUAUGAACUCAGCACAUAUUGGAGCAGAACUUGGGGCUUUAGCCAUCAGCCAUUUAGAAGAGGUGACUGAUGAGGGCAUUGCUGCCAUGGCAACCGCUAAAACAUCAGCAGUCCUCUUGCCCACCACCGCCUAUAUUUUAAGGCUUUCUCCACCACGUGCAAGAGAUAUGCUUGAUUCAGGGGUCAUAGUAGCUCUCGGUAGUGACUUCAACCCUAACGCCUACUGCUGCUCAAUGCCUAUGGUGAUGCACUUGGCCUGUGUGAUGAUGAAGAUGUCUAUGACCGAAGCUCUAGCUGCGGGCACAAUAAAUGCAGCUUAUGCCCUUAACCGUUCACAUACGCAUGGAUCGCUUGAAACUGGGAAACAGGGAGACCUUCUGAUCAUCAAUGCACCACGGUGGGAACAUCUGAUCUAUCAGUUUGGGGGCCAUCAGGAACUCAUCAGAUAUGUCAUAAUCAAAGGAGAAAUUGUGUAUGAGAAUAACAAAGUACUGAGCCUUUGAGGUUAAUCCUCGAGCUAAUGAAUCAUAAAUACAUCAACACUACAAGUUGAUUAUGUAGGAACAUUUAUUUAGCAUUAGCACUGUUACAUUAAUCAAUAACAAAAUAAAUCUAUAAUUAAAUAGAUACAAAAUAAAUAUAUAAUUCAAUAUAUAUACAAUGUUUGUUAAUAAAUAGUCUUAUACA
This is a messenger RNA of Paramisgurnus dabryanus, 1557 nucleotides long. It is a transcript of the gene amdhd1, whose product is annotated as amidohydrolase domain containing 1. Lineage: Eukaryota; Metazoa; Chordata; Actinopteri; Cypriniformes; Cobitidae. The record is from RefSeq and is a predicted model, not a curated record. Gene Ontology annotation, molecular function: imidazolonepropionase activity. Gene Ontology annotation, cellular component: cytoplasm.